AUGGAGUACGCCACUUUUUCAAUAACUGGCGUUGGAGUUUUCACGAACAUUUUUCAUUUGGCAGUUUUGAACAACAAAUCGAUGCGAAAAUUCACGAUUAACAUAUUUCUUAUUGGAAUAGCUAUAUCUGAUCUUAUACGGAUGAACUGCAAAAUGUUUCACACCGCAACAAAGUUUUACCAGCUUUAUCAAAGUCAUUGGGGGUCGUGUGUUCCUCGAAGCUCCUAUCUGUUAAUGGCUAUUAUUAACUUUUGUUCACCAACUGGCCAUAUCUUCGGUGCUCAUUUAGGAAUAUGGUUUGCAGUUGGUAUGGCUGUUAUACGAGUUUUAGUGGUUAAAUAUCCACUGAGUAGCAGAAUGAACUCGCUGACCAAGUCAAAAUAUGGAUCCCGAAUUGUAUUCUUCAUUGUUCUUUGUAUGCUUCCAUUCUGGAUCUUUGACUAUUUCCAAGUAACAGUAAUACCGGCCACCUUACCUUCAAACUGUGCAAACUUUUCCGUAGAUUCAUAUCAAGUUCAGUAUAUUUUAGAAGAAACUCAUAUAUUCGACAACGAAAGAAUUUAUGAAAUCAAUGUAUUUGUACAGGGACUCUUAUUCGAGUUCACCCCAUCUAUUAUUCUACCAAUUGCAACUUUAUUAUUGGUAGUCGAGAAGAGAAGAGCCAGGAAGUCAACAGAGUUAAUGAAAAGCGUGUCCAACCAAAACAGCUCGGAUCGAUCGACGACUCUCGUGAUUUUUAUGACCAUUACAUUCGUUAUUGCUACAGCACCACGUGGAUUCUCCUAUGUUGGAAAAUUUAUCAUAUCCCAAGUGGGUGAUGAUAAACCUAAAUUGACACUACAGAGUAUGAUUGUUGGAUUUAUAAUCAAUUUUAAUUCUGCUAUACACUUCUUGUUAUGUUAUUGUCUUCACAAUGUCUUCACAAUAUCGGAGUGCGGCGAAAGAAUUGUUCAGAAAAGAUCAAGAAAAGAUCUCGGUUGUUAUUCUGUCUUGUACAAAUAUGAAAUAAAAUAUUUUGAAAGAAACUGGAGCUUGGCUGGAAAGUAUAUUUCAAUACUCCUUUGA
Caenorhabditis elegans is the source of this 1065-nucleotide messenger RNA. RefSeq names its product G-protein coupled receptors family 1 profile domain-containing protein (gene srw-26). The record is from RefSeq and is marked reviewed. Bases 1 to 1065 code for a protein of 354 amino acids. The transcript is spliced from 3 exons. Gene Ontology annotation, cellular component: membrane. Gene Ontology annotation, molecular function: G protein-coupled peptide receptor activity; G protein-coupled receptor activity. NCBI's taxonomy places the organism in Eukaryota, Metazoa, Nematoda, Chromadorea, Rhabditida, Rhabditidae. Gene Ontology annotation, biological process: G protein-coupled receptor signaling pathway; signal transduction.